Meriones unguiculatus (Mongolian gerbil) is the source of this 2689-nucleotide messenger RNA. It is a transcript of the gene Tspyl1, whose product is annotated as TSPY like 1. The record is from RefSeq and is a predicted model, not a curated record. Gene Ontology annotation, cellular component: nucleus; chromatin. Bases 98 to 1234 code for a protein of 378 amino acids. Gene Ontology annotation, biological process: nucleosome assembly. Gene Ontology annotation, molecular function: chromatin binding; histone binding. NCBI's taxonomy places the organism in Eukaryota, Metazoa, Chordata, Mammalia, Rodentia, Muridae. The transcript has a single exon.
GCCCUAGAGACAGCGAAGGGGCGUGGCCGGAGCUGCGGGGAACUGCGCUGCGGGCAGAGGUGGUGUGUAAACUGAGGUUGGCGCCACCGAACCGGACAUGAGCGGCCCGGAGGGGGACGAGGGGACCCCUGCCCCUGACAGCCGCGGCCUCGGCGAUGCUGACAGUGCCCCGGGGAACCCAGGCCGGCGCCCGCUGCUCGGUGACGGAAGCGCGGCCACCGAGGGCCUCCCGGAGAUCGUGGGGAGCCUGGCGUCCCGGGCUGUCGCGGGGCCUGACCCCCGGAUGCGGGAGGCUGCAGCCGGGCAGGGAGAGACUCCGUCGCCCGCCGAGGGCUCCGCGGCGGCUGCGUUCGUGGCUCCGAAAGACGGGGAGAAGGCCCUAGAAACUCGGGGCGUGGAGGCCGAGGCCCACGAUAUGGAGACUGAACAGGGCACCGUCGACGUGGUAGCGGAAGAGAAGUCCGAAGCGGAGACGCAGGGGAAGGAGAAGGUGAUGGAGGUGGAGCAGAAGCCCGCGGGUGAAGGUACGGAGAUGCUGGCGGCGAGUCGAGGGGUGAGGGAGGUGCAGGAGGAGGCAGGGCUCUGGCACCUGGGCAUAGAUCUUCGCGCGAACCCCCUGGAGGCCAUCCAGCUGGAACUGGACACUGUGAAUGCUCAGGCUGACAGGGCUUUCCAACAUCUGGAGCAGAAGUUUGGACGGAUGCGGCGACACUAUCUCGAACGGAGGAACUACAUCAUUCAGAGUAUCCCAGGCUUCUGGAUGACGGCCUUCCGGAACCACCCCCAGUUGAAAGCCAUGAUUAGGGGCCAGGAUGCGGAGAUGUUAAGGUACGUCACCAACCUGGAGGUGAAGGAACUGAGACACCCUAAGACUGGCUGCAAAUUCAAGUUCUUUUUUCGAAGAAAUCCCUACUUCAGAAACAAGCUGAUUGUCAAGGAAUUUGAAGUGAGAUCUGGCCGAGUGGUGUCUCUUUCUACUCCAAUCAUAUGGCGGAGGGGCCAUGAGCCCCAGUCUUUCAUUCGCAGAAACCAAGAUCUCAUCUGCAGCUUCUUCACCUGGUUUUCAGACCACAGCCUUCCAGAAUCUGACAGAAUCGCCGAAAUUAUCAAAGAGGACCUGUGGCCAGAUCCACUGCAAUACUACCUGUCGCGUGAAGGAAUCCGUAGACCCAGACGUCGCCCAAUAAGGGAGCCAGUGGAGAUUCCCAGGCCCUUUGGCUUCCAGUCAGGUUAACCUUUGCCUUUGAAAAUACAGCUGGAACAGGUCUCUUCCCAGCUGUGCUUGAGAAAAUGCAACGGGUAUGCAGUAUUUUGAUGUUAUUUUAUUUUUUCUUCUGACUUUUCUGCAUCUUCUGUCUGGAUAUUGUCUUGAUCUCAAGAUUAAGACUGGACUGGCUUCUGCAUUCCCUUGGCUCCAUCUGUUCUUCUGUGUUAGUAUCUGCGGCUCACGGCCAUGGCUCAUCCCCUUUUAAAGCUUAAACAAACGACACUGUAUAUUGCACAGCUUUUACGCUGCUUGGACUCUUGUUUUCCGUCGUCACCUGUUUAUUGCCACCAGGAUUUUAUGCUUUGUCUGGAGGCCCUUUCUGUUUACCUGUUCAGUACGUGACAAUAUGGACACAGUGUGCCGACAGUACUGGGCAUUAACGAUGUCGCAGGAGUGGGCCACCUUCUGUGUGGUUUCUGUGACUUUUUCUGCACUACUUUCUAACACCCCUUGCUCUUACUUUUGGCAAUACCAUGCCCCAUUGGCACUUGCCAAGCUACUCAUCCUCACUCUCUUACCUUUCUCCUGUGGUUUUAAAGAAGAAGAAAAAAAAGUUCUGAAAUACCUGCAAGAUCAGAAGUUGUAGUUCAUUUGUACUUGAGCACUUCCUGAGAGGAUGCUCUGUAAAAGAGGCAGCAGAGCUCUGACUGCUUUGUCUCCUCCUCCCCACUCCCCAGCCUGGUUAGCAAGCCUUAACAGGCUUACAGGGAGACAGAACUAGAUGGAAACAGGUGAGAUCUUCCUUACAAUGUAUGGAAGUACUACAGAGAUUGUGAUGGGGCCCUUAAGUAGGGAAAGUGAGCCGAAAAGGCUUAGGAGCAAAAUAAGUCAGAUGAAAAUUGGGCAGAGGAUGAAGACAGGGCUGAGAGCUUUCAAGUCUUAGCUAUUGAUGAUAGAAAGACAAAUACUUUCUCAGGAUUGUAACAGAAAAAUUAUAGGGAGAACUGAGUGUCAAAUGUUGCUUAGACAAUGGUCUUUAAAGAAACAGUGCAAGUUUGGGUUAUUUUCCUCUUUUUACAUGUGACCUGCUGUAAGUGAAAGCAUAAUAUGCCUGUAGUUUACCAAUAUUUAGUAAAAUGCUACUUGUUUCUAUUUACUGGGAGAAUUUAAAGACUUUCUUUUGCAUUCAUUUGAAGCCAUUUGGAAGAACAGUAGUCUUUACAAUACUGAGACUUAAAGGAAUAUUCAUAACAGUUUUCAGUAUUAAUCAAAAUUUAUAGAAAUAUAGUUUGUAUAAUUUGGUCUUUAUCAAAUUUGUCAAAUUAUUGUCUUCUUGGAAAAGUAACUAUGUGACUUAUUGUCUUGACAUUCUUGUCUUAAACUUCAUAGUAGCUGUAAAAAGUAUUCUGUCAUUGGAACUGUACUAUGAGUAUUUUUGUUGCCAUUUGUGUACAUGAUGGUAAAUAAAAGCAUGGCACCUUG